AUGACCACCACCACAACAUCAUCAAUUCCCAAUAUCGUUCUUGUUGAUGACUACCCACCACUAAAUUUAUCUAAUGAAAAUCUUGAACAGCUUAAAAAAUUGGCAAUUGAUUGGUCACUUUCACAUGGAUUAAAUAUUCGACCAAAGAAUUUCAAUCAACAACAGUCAUCAUCAUCAGUUCUGCAUGCACCAAUAUCAUUAUUGCCUACACCAUUCCCUAGAAAACAGUUUGAUUUGGUGGUGGAAUUGCAACCACUUUUUAAUAUUUUGUAUCACAAAUUAUCCAAUGAUCACCAGUUGAUUUCUAAUGUUAUUGAAGAGAUUUCUAACGUGGAUGAUUUCAUUGCAAAACUUUAUGAUAUAUAUCUCAAAAUUAGAAAGGAAGGAAAUAUUCAGCCAAUAACAUUGGGCAUACAUAGAUCAGAUUAUCUUUUACAUUCAUCAUCAUUGCCAAAUAAUGAAGAAUUGAAAAUUCUACAAGUUGAAUUUAAUACUAUAUCAUCAGCAUUAACAAGAAUUUCUGUUGCUCAUGAACUUUAUGGAUCUGAAAAUAGUGUAGUAUUAAUGGUGGUACAAAGUGACGAAUGGAAUAUAUUUGAUCAAAGAUGGAUUGAAUAUAAUUUAUUAAAAAAUCAUAAAAUUGAUUUAAUACGUAAAACACUUUUAGAAAUAUUUUUAGAAGGAAAAUUAAAUGAGAAAACUAAAGCUUUAAUUAUAAAUGGUAAAGAGGUUUCGGUAACAUAUUUUCGCGCAGGUUAUAGACCAGGAGAUUAUCCUAGUGAAAAUGAAUGGAAUGCAAGAUUAAUGAUCGAACGAUCAAAAUCUAUAAAAUGUCCAUCAAUCAGUUAUCAAUUAGUUGGAUUUAAAGUAUUUCAACAAGUUCUAGCCAGGCCAAAUAUUGUAGAAAAAUAUAUAAAAAAUCCGAUUGACGCUAAAAAAAUUAGAUCAUGUUUUGCCAAUCUUUAUCAAUUUCACUCCAACAAUGAUAUAUUUAAAUCAGUAAUUGAUAAUCCAAACGAUUAUGUGAUGAAACCACAACGUGAAGGAGGUGGUAAUAAUUUAUAUGGCGAGGAAAUGGUCAACACUAUUAAAAAAUUGAAAUCUUCGUCAGUGUCGUCAUCGCAAGAACUUAAAAAAUAUAUUAUAAUGGAUUUGAUUAAACCGCCAGCAAUUUCAAAUAUUUUAUUAAGGAAAGGUGAAUUGAUUAAAUGUAAAAUAAUCUCCGAGUUGGGCACAUUUGGUGUUUUUAUUUCUAAAAAAAUUAAAGAUGAUGAUGAUGAUGGCGAAGAAAUAAUUGUGAAUGAGUGCAUUGGUAAUGUGUUAAGAAGUAAAAGUAGUGAGAUUAAAGAAGGUGGUGUUGCAAUUGGAUUGGCUGUUAUUGAUUCUCCUUUAUUAAUCUAA
This is a messenger RNA of Entrophospora sp. SA101, 1401 nucleotides long. Lineage: Eukaryota; Fungi; Glomeromycota; Glomeromycetes; Entrophosporales; Entrophosporaceae. The record is from the annotation of a GenBank genome assembly.